Salvia miltiorrhiza (redroot sage) is the source of this 842-nucleotide messenger RNA. RefSeq names its product DNA polymerase II subunit B4-like. Gene Ontology annotation, molecular function: chromatin DNA binding; protein heterodimerization activity. Gene Ontology annotation, biological process: heterochromatin formation; leading strand elongation; DNA damage response. The coding region runs from base 178 to 648 and encodes 156 amino acids. Lineage: Eukaryota; Viridiplantae; Streptophyta; Magnoliopsida; Lamiales; Lamiaceae. The record is from RefSeq and is a predicted model, not a curated record. The transcript is spliced from 3 exons. Gene Ontology annotation, cellular component: epsilon DNA polymerase complex; CHRAC.
AAAACACCAGCUAAAGAUGGGCUAAAUUAAAUAUAUUUGAGACGGGCCUUCCUAAACUAUCUACACAUACACUCUGGAUGGCGGGAAAAUAAAAACCUGCAACAAUUGCAAUUAGCGCACUCGCCAUCGUCCACCGCAAAUAGAAUCAAAGCGCUGUCGUUUGAGAGAGUCAGAGAGAUGUCGGAAGAGAAGAAAGAUGAUGAGGCGACGGAGAAUGUGGUUGCGGAAGCGGAGCUGCCGAAGACUAUCGUGCGCCGGGUGGUAAAGGACAAGCUUUCCCAGCUCUCCACCGGCUCCGAGAUUCCCGUGCUCCGCGACUCGCUCAUUGCCUUCUCUGAGAGCGCUCGCAUCUUCAUCCACUACCUGUCCGCUACGGCAAAUGACAUAUGUAAGGAGUCGAACAGACAAAUAAUUAAUGCAGAAGAUGUAUUCAAGGCCCUGGAAGAGAUAGAAUUUCCAGAGUUUAUUGGGCCUCUGAGAGAUUCACUCGAAGAGUUUAGACAAAGGAAUGCCGGGAAGAAGCAGUCUAAGGCAAAACAAACAAACACGAAAGCAAAACGGAAAGAGCCACCCCCACCUGAGCCCAAUGAAGGUCAAAACAAACGACAGGCGAGUGAGGCGGUCGCCUCAGCUCCCUUGGAGGAUUGAGACCCCAAAUAUAUAGGAUCUUGGAAGAUUCGGACCCCAAAUAUAUAUAUUCAAUUGUGAACACAUAAUGAUAAUUCUAUGUAAAACAUAAUGGAAAUGUUGUGAAAAAAUGUUGAAUCUAUCGUAGAUCUUUAUGAUUUAAGGGUUGAAAAUGAUUUUUAGGUUAUAUUUUUAAAUGGACUUUUAUUUGGCAA